ACGUCACGUUGGCCCCACCCAAACCCGGAAGAGUCGGCCGGUUAGCAGCAGCAGCAGCAGCAGCAACAACAACAACAACUCUUCUUCUUCAGGGGAGGUAACGACGACGUGUUGUCCACAAUGAAACAGCUGCUUCCCUGUGGAGAAGACGCUUUUUUUUCUGGCAGCGGUGAAAUCUUGUGUCAAUAAAUGUGUGACGGUGUUGACGUGGCUCACAUGACGGGGCUGUGAGGAGCUGUCGAUUCUGGUUCUCAUCGGUCGUGUCCACGCAGAGACCCAAGCUAACGUCACAUCGGUUGAGCUAACACCACCGCUGUCACCGGGGCUAACGGCCACAAGACUCUGUAAGCAUGCCCAGGGAGGCAGAUCACCCAGAGUGUAGAGGAGACAAGGAGUCGAAGGAGGAAGGGGGAGCGCAGGAUGGUGCAGAGGAGACGGUGAGGAAGAGAAGUACUCCCGGCAGUCAGGUGGCGAACACUCCGCAAGCCAGCCCUCUCAGGUUCGUGUCCAAGGAGGAGCUGAUGGAGACGGCCAAAGGUCUCUCCAACAUGGCUCUGGCUCACGAAAUAAUUGUCAACCCGACUUUUCAAGUCAAACCUACGGAGCUUCCUGAAGGAAGUUUUGAGCGCAGGGUGAAGGAAAUCAUGCAGAAAGCAUUCUGGGAUGUUUUGGAAGAGCAGUUGAAGGAUGACCCGCCGUGUUACGAUCACGCCAUCAAGCUGCUCGCCGAGAUCAAAGAGAUUCUGCUGUCCUUCUUGCGCCCGUGUCACGACCGUCAGCGCUCCAGCAUCGAGGAGGUUCUGGACCUGCCUCUGGUCCGGCAGCAGGCGGAGAACGGGGCUCUCGACAUGGGUCGACUGUCCCAGUUCGUCAUCCGGAUGAUGGGCCUGCUGUGCGCCCCCAGCAGGGACGAGGACAUCGACAAGCUGAAGGACAUCACGGAUGUCGUGCCGCUGUUCAAGGCGAUAUUCUCUGUCCUGGACCUGAUGAAGUUGGACAUGGCGAACGUGGCCCUGAGCAGCAUCAGGCCCCAUUUGAUGCAGCAGUCUGUCGAGUACGAGAGGAACAAAUUCCACCAGUUUCUGGAGAAACAACCGAAUGCCUUGGACUACACUGAGAAGUGGCUGGAGGAAGCGGUGAAAUACCUGAGAGAGUCUGGACGGGAUGGUUCCGGUGCCGCCUCCUCCGACCCUCCCCCACUCCUCCCCGUCGACAUCCACAAUCACGCCUAUCUACGCCUGCUGAGGUGGGACCACUCCUCAGACCCCUUCCCCGAGACCGUGCUGAUGGACCAGGCUCGGUUCCAGGAGAUGCAGCAGGAGGCCGACCGGUUGGUUCUGCUCUCGUCUGUGCUCCUCAUCGUCUACACGACGACGGGCGAGGCCAUCUCGGGCCUGCCGGGGCUGAUGGAGACGCUCAAAAGCACGGUCAACGUCAUGCUCGCAGACAUGCACACGCCGUCUUUCAGUGCAGAGGAGGCCUUAGCCACCAUCGGAGAGAAGCUGUGCGUCGAGCUCAGCCAGUGUCUGAGCCAACAUGGCUACUCGCCUCUCUCCGCUGACCGGAGGGGCAUUCUGAUGGGACAGAUCUCGGCCACCGUCCAGCCAGACAACACGGUCCACAAGUUGAUGGACUCCCGGGUGCAGACCUACCUGCUGGCCUCCCUGGAGUCCAGUCAACACAAGAGCCCCCCUCCUCUCCCAGGAGGCCUGGCUCCGGUCGGCAGGGAGCUGACGGAGCUCGCCGUUCACUUCAGCCGCCUCGUCAACUUCAACAAGCUCGUCUUCUCCCCGUUCUACCAGAAGAUUCUGCAGAGUAUGCUGACGGCAGAGGAGGCGGGCGGCACAGAGACGUAAAAAAAAAAUGAUUCUGAGUAUUCAGAGUAAAUCCAGCUCUCUGCACCUUAAACUGACAUAAUUAGAAAAACACUGGCUCCCAUCUCAGCUGCAUUAACUCACAGUAUCAAACCUCCGUCAUUUUAAUUGUGACCUCACAACAGUUUUGUUCAAUAAACGUGCGUUCAGUAUUACAGUAGUUAUACAGCAGGUGUUGAAUACUAUAAUGCUGUUCUAUAAUCCUCAUAUAAUUUUUCAGGGAUUAGGACUGAUAACCUACACUCUUAAUUUAAUUUAAUUUAAUCCUAUUAUUCAGUAAGAGAUGUCAGACUCAAAGGGCCUUUGUUGACGAGAAUGAACAAGACAACAAAUGACAGCAUGCUGCGCGUCGUAGAGAAAUACUGAGACAGUGGCUACAAACACACUUUAAACCUUAGGCUUGGAAUUGAAAUUAUUCUUUUUCAUGCUCAUCAGAUUAACCUGGUUAUAGUGUCAUAAAAGAUAUCUGGUACUCAUUUCCUUCAGUGUAUUACAAAUUAAAACCCAACAUGGUUUGUAUUUGUGCAUUAAAGGGGCAGUAAGCAGAUUCUAAAGCGAUACACGCUUUGUCAAAAUCAGCAAAUAUUUCCUCACCGUCAGUUUCUCUGUCGCUUUUGUGUGAGCUGGAAAAAAAUCUGUGUUUUUUGCGGCUCGACCCAGGCUCUGUAAAAUCGUAAACUAAAAAAAAUGGCGCGGACAGCCCCACACAACACUGCGAGUGGAGUUUGUUCACGUCACUCGUCGACACCCUAAGAGACGCGCUAGCGGGUUGCGCUGCAAGUCUGCGGUUUCACGUCCCGGCCGGAGCAGUAAAAUCACAACAACAACAAAGAGAGAGAAACAAGCUUUCUCCAAAAUCGCUUACUGCCCCUUUAAGAGAGAACGUUGCCCACCUGUAAGGCAACAACGCAUAUUUUGCAACCAUUUCUUCAGCGCGCCAUCGCUCCAAAAAACAAACUCCGUCGACCUUUUGCCUGGAUGUUGAAAGCCUCUCUGAGGGUCUGAAAGUUUUGCAGUGCAGCAGGGGCCGAUACCACGCAGAGUCUAAAACGUUAUCACUACAUUCAUCCAAAGUGUAUAAACGGUUGGAUGGUGUGUUACUUAACUUUAAAAAAAAAUGUGUCCCACUGAAAUAGGAAAAUAAACGGCGUGUAGAUAUUUUAGAUCCACUGAAUGAAAAAGAUGAACAUGAACGUGAGCAGACCAGAGUUGAAACUGUUGCUCAUGUAAAUUGUUACUGAGCUUUUGUACGUUGACUUCUGUAACAUAUACGUAACACCUCAUUUAGACAUUUAGAAUAUUUAUUCCUCGACAAACCUUUUUUUGCUCUGGCUCUUGACAUUUCUGAAGCGUAUUUUUAACUUGACCACAGAACAGUUACUGUAUGGCGGUCGUAACAUCUCCUCACCACCGCUCCAGGCAGAAUGAAGCUCGUUGCUCAAAUGAAUAACUCGCAUUCAUUAAUUCCACAACACAUGUUUGUGUUGAAUGUUCUGACAUACCAAUAAAAGCAUUGUUUGUCCCACA
Molecule: messenger RNA, 3401 nt
Organism: Scophthalmus maximus (turbot)
Lineage: Eukaryota; Metazoa; Chordata; Actinopteri; Pleuronectiformes; Scophthalmidae
Gene: tcp11l1
Product: t-complex 11, testis-specific-like 1
Exons: 10
Coding region: 351-1856 (501 amino acids)
Biological process (GO): signal transduction
Source: RefSeq, a predicted model, not a curated record